AUGCCAACACCGGUGGGACGAACUGGUAAAUUUGUAGAUGCUGCUGCUUUAAAGGCAUUGGAGGGAGAGCCAACAUCAGCUUCAGUAGGAAAUUGGAAUUGGUUCAAGAAGAGCAAGGACCAGAGUCCAGCAACUGCUUCGCCGCAGUCAUCAGCCCAGCCAGCUCAAUCAGCACGUACACCAGACAAUAAGCUCUCGCCGGAUGAUAGGCCUAUCGUUAUUGGCCUGGCUCUAUCAUCUGAGGAAGCGGGCAACUCUUCCCGAUAUGACGUCGCUCCGACACCCGUUGAACCUCCAGCACAGCCGUAUUUGCCUCGAAACCCUUCUUCUUCAAACCUGUCUCCAUUCCUAGUUCAGCAGAAGUCAGUGUGGUCACCUGAUACACCCGACACCGUUUCCUCAUUCACCACCAUUCGAUACGCCUCAAGCAUUUAUUCGCAGUUUCCAUCUCCCGGCACGACAACGGCCGUCAAUGUUCCACCUGUGCCUGCAGUUCCAGCAAACUUCAAGAAAUCAGCUCAUCAGAGGCUCAUCAGCUUAGAACUGGGAGGCAGAACCCCCGAUGACUCUGAUGGCGGUACGCCAUGCACACUGUUUGAAGAAGAUGGCACUUCAAGCCCACACAAACAAGCAAGGGGAAAGACAUCAGCACUGACGCCCGAUAGUGCUGCGUCCAAGUCCCGUGGCUGGUGGGAUCAUCAUGUUGUCACUCCUUUUAUGGAGAACAGACUGACAUUCACUACCAGUCCAAAAGUGUAUACUGACUCACCAAAGAGUAUCCGAGGGGAUGAAUGGUGGAACAAGCAGGAGACUAAGCCCCCGCAAGGAGUGUAUCUCACACCGAGCUUGGCUCCUGGCUCAUUUCAAACACCAAUCGUCAAAGAACCAACGCCACGCAGGACACCAUCACCCCGUUUUGAACAGACCCAAGAGAGCGAGUCUGGACCUUCAACUGCAAGGGCAUCCCCCGUUCCUGAAACCACACCCAAUUCAGAAAAACCACGAAUACUUGUGACCGAGGAGGAAGAAAGUAUUGGGGAACAGCUGCCUGCAUACUCGCCCCCCGAAAAGAAGAGCCAGGCUGCUCCAGUAAGGUACAGGGCCGUCUUUCCACCUGGACAUCCGCUUCAAAGCCAGUUCCCGCCCUCGCCCGGUCCUGUGUCGCCCGGUCUCUCUUAUACCAUGUCAUCCCAACGAGCUGAACAACUAACUGAUAUUCCACUCACUCCGGCCCCGCGAGACAACCUGCGUCUCUCUCAAAUGCCACUCCCAACACGACCGCUGGGCACCUCUGCACCCCGAGAAUACUCCCAUGGCGAUGCCGAACACGCCACCAAGCAUGAGCGCAAAAGAAGACGCAACGAGAAGGAAGAGGCUGUUGCACGGCGCCUUGGUGGUUUCUGGAGAGGUCGAGGAUGUAUUCCUGAGAGGGGUUGCUUUGGUCGGACUGGACGCGAGGGUCGACAGCGCCGUCGUGUCUGGAUGAUUAUUCUGGGAGUUUUCCUUGCCAUUAUUAUUCUUUCGAUCACGUUAGGCGUUGUUCUGACACGCCCCAAGCAUUCAGAGAAAGUGCCAUCAAUCUGGGUCAACUUGACGGAUUUCCCACCCAUGCCAACCGGAGACUUGACAAUCGUUGGACCGGACAAUACCGUCGCGAGGAGUGGCUGUACUGAGCCAUCCACCAUGUGGAGUUGUUCUCUACCGAAGGAGCAGCAUGACUCGGUGAAGCCUUACAAGCCUGACCAGCCAACCAUUGUCCUGCAGAUUCAGUGGGACAACAGUACCCGUAAGGAUUGGAAGACUCCCAACGAAGAUCCUCCUUCGUUGAAGGAGCGUCGAGGUAUGGGUGGUGCCGCAUAUGCAGGAGACACUAUCCGAGCACGGGAGACGCCCGACUUCGAGCCCAGCCCUAGUCCACCCAAAUUCCAAGAGAUGUGGUUUCUAGGAAAUACAACAGACAAUAUCAAAUCCGAUAAAAAGGGCGGCGAGGCGACUCCAUUCUACAUCAGUCUGGUUGAUUCUGUCGAGGAGAGUAGCCGCAAAGAGCUGACCAAGAGGCAAGAAUUGGACGUGAAUGUUAGCCUUCCCGAGGUGCUCCCACCCCCUGAUCUUAACGGGAAUGGCGCAUCCAAACCAGCUGUCCUGCUCCCGCGACCGAUACAGCAGCCAGUGAGGCUCUACGACCGCGGACUUCCGACCGAGCACUAUGGCUUUUACACUUACUUCAAACGGACCAUCUUCCUUAAGUCGGUAACGGUUCUUAAUGAUACCAAGGAUGGAGACAUACCCCUAGAUGAGGAUGGUGGCUGCCGAGAGACAGAGGCUGAUUUCAUUGCAACAUGGAGCGAGACACGCUUUCUCGUUCAGAUCUGGACACGCACACUGGCUGCUAAUACAUCGAAGCUGAUCGAAGCUACUGGGCAAGGCAGCAUCGACGGAUCACCAGAGCUGAUCCGACCGGGAACAAUGCCGUACCCAGUGACAGUGACCAUGGAUACGCAUGGAGGAGAUCCAGGGAAAAAGUUUGUCUGGGCCUGGCCUAUCGAUGAUAGACAGAAGAUUGAUGAUGAGAACCCUAAGCUACUGGCCAACGACAUAGGAGCUGGUGGCACGUGGAUCAACAAAAGGUCUCGAGGAGACGAAAAGUUUGGCGGAUUCGACGGCGGGACCGGAGGAUGUAAAUGCCAAUGGGUGAAUUGGGUAUUUGUCUAUCAUCACCCUUUCAAUAAUCCUCAGAUCCUCGCGCAGAUGCGCUGUCUUCUUCAAUGUCGUCAUAGGAGUGUACUCCUUGCCUUCAGGCCUCGAAGGCUUCGUUUUCUCACAACCCUCGCCAUUGAGACAUCCUGCGAUGAUACAGGCGUUGCCGUUCUUCGCCAUACACCAGAAGCAACUGAACUCCUCUUCAAUGAGCGCAUAUCCUCAGAUAAUCGCGCAUUCAAGGGUAUACACCCCAUUGUAGCGGCCAAGGGCCAUAGUGCGGCUUUAGCACCUCUUGUGCGUCGCGCCCUAGACACUCUACCAGCUGCUGAAGAUGGCAGCCAGAAAUUCUGUGAUGCUGGUGGGGUGAGAAGGCAAGUUCCGGACUUUGUGUCUGUGACUCGCGGGCCUGGGAUGCGCUCGAAUUUAGGAAUCGGCCUGGAUAUGGCAAAAGGACUGGCUGUUGCUUGGGGCAUCCCGUUGGUAGGCGUUCAUCAUAUGCAGGCUCAUGCGUUGACACCACGACUGGCCCGGGCUCUGGGGAUGAGUAUGGGCGAAAAGGAGGCGUCUAAAGAGGGACCAGAGUUUCCAUUCCUGUCCCUACUUGUCUCAGGCGGACACACUCAACUUGUUCACUCUACAGGCCUAACAGAGCAUUCUAUCGUUGCUACAAGUGGCGAUAUUGCUAUUGGCAAUCUUCUUGACCAAACAGCUCGCGAUAUCCUACCUCCUGAGGUUUUUGAAGCAAGUGAGCAUGUCAUGUACGGUCGCCUUCUUGAAGCUUUUGCCUUCCCACCAGAAAAUAGCUUGACUUCUGCCUAUGAGGCUGUUUUCACACCACCAGCUUCUCGUUCCGCAGAGAUGACUCCUCCAUCCACGGGCUAUGAGUGGAAUAUCCCCACGCCUUUUCGGCAAACACGAAAACUUGCAUUCUCAUUCAGUAGCAUCUACACACACGUUCACGAUCUCGCAACCUCCCGCCCUUCCAUGUCUCUAUCUGAACGCCGGGCACUGGCACAGCAUACUAUGAUGGCAGCUUUUACACACCUGGCAGGCAGAUUAUGUAUCGCUCUCGAUGACAAGCCAGAGUUUCGAGCUGCAAAGACACUCGUUGUGGCGGGUGGAGUGGCGAGCAAUAAAUUUCUCAUGCACGUCCUGCGGUCUAUGUUGGCUGUAAGGGGCUUUGGGGACAUACAAAUUGUUGCCCCGCCUAUAGAGCUCUGUACAGAUAAUGCAGCCAUGAUUGCUUGGACGGGUAUGGAGAUGUAUCAAGCUGGCUACGAGUCUGAGUUGACCGUGACGGGGAUUGGAAAAUGGUACAUGGAUCCUGAAGUUGGUGACGGGAUAUUGGGAGUUGAUGGGUGGGUGAGAAGAGACAUCAAGGACUCAACUCUUGAGAAAAAUUGAGAAAAAAUUGUAAAACUAUUUGAACUGUGUAUGCUACCAGCAUGAGCGGUGUUUACAUGACAGGUUGUCUAGUAUUGUAGUUUAGUUGACUUUAUGUAGGCAUCACUACUAGGUAUUGGAGUUUAGGAUACCUAUUUUAGGCAGGGA
Molecule: messenger RNA, 4251 nt
Organism: Fusarium redolens
Lineage: Eukaryota; Fungi; Ascomycota; Sordariomycetes; Hypocreales; Nectriaceae
Product: glycoprotease family-domain-containing protein
Exons: 2
Coding region: 1-4104 (1367 amino acids)
Biological process (GO): mitochondrial tRNA threonylcarbamoyladenosine modification
Cellular component (GO): mitochondrion
Source: RefSeq, a predicted model, not a curated record